This is a messenger RNA of Ogataea angusta, 831 nucleotides long. RefSeq lists its product as uncharacterized. Lineage: Eukaryota; Fungi; Ascomycota; Pichiomycetes; Pichiales; Pichiaceae. The transcript has a single exon. The coding region runs from base 1 to 831 and encodes 276 amino acids. The record is from RefSeq and is a predicted model, not a curated record.
AUGUGGAGGCAGACUCGUGUACCAAGACGAUUCUACUCGUUCAAGGUGCCUCUCAAACGAGUUCCCGCAUGCCCAGAGCCCGAAAUCGAUACAGGAUGCACAUAUUGUCAAAUACCCACCUUUCCAAAGAACAAGCAGCUGGAUCAUACGAAGCCCAUAGCUCAUACGAAAUCGAAUCCCUGGAAACACUUGAUUGUGCUCUCUGGUGAUCCCGACUACAAAAACUGGCCCAGUCGGUUUGAGACUUCGCCAGGGACAAUCAUAUCGGAGAUCCAAGCUCACAAACGUAAGGUGCUGGAUCCAUUCCAUCCGGUGCUCACCAGCAUGACGACGUUGCAGGAGCAACCAACUACAGAAGGUAAUACAGUGAUUGGCAUAUACCCGGAUGGUCUCAGGGUGGAAGUGGCUCCAGACAAAGUGGAAGAGUUUUUAAUCGGAUAUCUCAGCACAAUACCCGAUAAUCUUGACGAAGAAGACUCACGACUCGUGGCAAAAAUGCAGGAAGAUUUCAGGGCCCAGUUUCCUGCUCAAAAGUUAGAUCAGGAUCUGGUGCUGAUCUGUGGUCACUUAAAAAGAGAUGUCCGAUGCGGGGAAUUGGCCCCAUUAAUCCUAAAAGAAUUUGAGGAAGUUCUAAAACUGCAUGGCGUUGAGAGUACUAAAUUGGGAAUAAUCUCACAUAUCGGAGGACAUGUUUACGCAGGAAAUGUACUGAUCUUCAAGCGGAACGGCGAUGUCAUAUGGUAUGGGAGGGUCUUACCGCACCACGUCCAAGGGAUUGUUAAGCUGACGCUACUUGAAAACAAACUAAUCGAAGAACUAUACAGAGGCUAG